This is a messenger RNA of Bicyclus anynana (squinting bush brown), 1454 nucleotides long. Its product is annotated as cytochrome P450 4C1-like. NCBI's taxonomy places the organism in Eukaryota, Metazoa, Arthropoda, Insecta, Lepidoptera, Nymphalidae. The record is from RefSeq and is a predicted model, not a curated record. Gene Ontology annotation, molecular function: monooxygenase activity; heme binding; oxidoreductase activity, acting on paired donors, with incorporation or reduction of molecular oxygen. Bases 37 to 1422 code for a protein of 461 amino acids. The transcript is spliced from 9 exons.
CCUAUUAUUAUUUGUAUGUAGGUGUAGUAAGUAACGAUGUGGAUAGUGAUACUUCUGCUAGUUGCUUUGGCGUGUUGCACUGCGUGGUGGGUGAUCACCAACAAAGAUGAACCACCGGCGUAUCCUGGCUACCUGCCUCUGAUAGGGCACGCUCAUCUACUCAUUGGAGACACUAUAAUUGUAGCCGACCCGAACGACUUCUUGAAAGUUGCUAACACAUGCUUCCAAAAGGACGAGAUCUACGAAUACGCGAAGCCCUGGGUGGGCAAUGGACUGGCCACUAGUGAUGCAUUAUUAUGGAAAGCCCAUCGGAAAAUGUUGAACCCGGCGUUCAACCCAGCAGUACUGGAUGGGUUCAUGGAAAUGUUCAACAGUCAAGCUCGGCGACUGGUGAAGUCUCUGGAGGUAGAGGCAGGGAGAGGACCGUUCGAUCACUGGGCUUACAGUCGAAGUAAUGCUCUGGAAACUAUAUGUUUCGGAGCUUUAGGAAUGGACUUUAGAGACAAAAAGGAACUCUUUGACGAAUACGCCAAUGCCACAGAAGAGCUUUUCAGUAUCUUUUCGAAAAGGUUCCUGAUGAUCUGGUUGCACAGCGACUUCAUGUACAACCGGUCCGAGUUGAAGAAGAGACAAGACAAGUUGCUGACAAUCGUGCACAAUAUGUCAAACGAUAUUCUAAAAAAGAAGAAAGCAGAUCUCUUGAAUUGUGAUAAUGUGGAAGACAAGAAAAAAGGAAAAGAAACAAUAUUCAAACCAUUCUUGGAUCUCAUCCUAGAACUGUCAAAGGAAAGAGGAACAUUCAACGAUGAGGAGAUUCGAGAACACGUCGAUACCAUAAUUAUGGCUGGUUAUGAUGCUUCAGCCAUCGUGGUUACGUAUGUUUUAGUGCUGGUUGGAUCCUACCCUCACAUCCAGGAGAAAGUUUGUGAAGAGUUACACGAAGUUUUUGGAGACGAAGAUAGAGAUGUGACAAAACAAGAUCUAUCAAAGCUGGUGUAUAUAGAUGCUGUAUUCAAAGAAACCAUGCGGUUUUAUCCGGUAGCGCCCGUUGUAGCAAGACAUCUCGACAAAGACAUCAAACUACGAAAUUGCACUCUCUCGAAAGGUAGGACAUGUUUUAUGUCCAUUUAUGGAGUCCAUAGACAUCCCGUGUGGGGUCUAGAUGCAGAAGAAUUUAAGCCCGAGCGUUGGCUGGACCCCGCAACUCUGCCAGAUGUCCCCAACGCGUUCGCAGGGUUCAGCAUGGGAAGAAGGAAUUGCAUAGGUCAAGCUUACGCCGGGAUGUCAAUACGGAUUAUUCUGAGCCACAUUUUCCGCAAUUACAAGGUCUAUGGCGACCACACCAAGAUGGUGGCAAAAAUCGACGUUUUGCUAAAGCCUGUAUCGGGGUACCAUGUACAAAUUAAAAAGAGAAAUAAAUAAUUACUUGACGCUGGUGUUCAGUUUUUUAACUU